Molecule: messenger RNA, 921 nt
Organism: Lates calcarifer (barramundi perch)
Lineage: Eukaryota; Metazoa; Chordata; Actinopteri; Centropomidae
Product: odorant receptor 131-2-like
Exons: 3
Coding region: 43-921 (292 amino acids)
Cellular component (GO): membrane
Source: RefSeq, a predicted model, not a curated record
UUAUUGUAUGCCUUCUGCUUUUUAAGUUCAUCUGCUGCUGUUAUGAAUUUCACACCUGGGGCCAGCAAUGAGACAGAAGCUGUGAAUUACCUGGACACGUUACUUAUGGCUGUUGGCAGCAAUGUGACUGUUGUCGUCCUCGGCAUCACCAUCAACUACAUCAAUGCCACCAUGGUCCAUACAUUCAACAAACAUCAUAUCUUCAAGGUGAACACACGUUACAUCCUGUUCAUCCACCUGGUGGUCAACGACAUGAUCCAGCUCACAAUCAGCAUUUCUCUCUUUAUCUUCACCUACACCUUCCGCACCAUCUAUGUCUCCAUCUGUUGCCUCUUCAUCUUGCCGGCCAUCUUCACCACACAAAACACCCCUCUGAAUCUAGCUUUCAUGGCAGCAGAGUGCUACAUUGCUGUCUGCCUUUCUGUCCUACCAGAUAUCUUCAUCCUCUUGGCCACUGAACCUCUGGAGUUCUUAAAUUCAAGAGUGUACUGCUACAGGGAUUCUGUGUUUAGGAGCACCUACAGUCUAAAGAAGAGGGAUGCAUCCCACAUAUUGUUUCUGGUAGUGGUUUGGCUCACUCUCUUCUACACUUACUUCAAAAUUUUGUUUGUGGCCAAAGCUGCUGAUGCUGAUGCUAAAAAGGCGAGAAACACUAUCCUCCUUCAUGGCUUUCAGGUGCUGCUGUGUAUGUUGAUCUAUGUACAACCUAUGUUAAUACAAGCGCUCGUAUACUUGUUCCCAGGAGGUGAUAGAUUCAUAAAAUUUGCUGUUUUUAUUAUAAACCAAAUCCUCCCUCGCUUUGUUAGUCCUAUUGUCUACGGGCUACGAGACAAGACUUUCAGGAAGUACUUCAAAAAAUAUCUCCUAUGCACUGUAGCAUUAAGCAUCUACCCAAAGACAAAACUGACCAUGCCAACAUAA